Molecule: messenger RNA, 1605 nt
Organism: Arachis duranensis
Lineage: Eukaryota; Viridiplantae; Streptophyta; Magnoliopsida; Fabales; Fabaceae
Exons: 4
Coding region: 1-1605 (534 amino acids)
Source: RefSeq, a predicted model, not a curated record
AUGGAAAACAACUUGGGUUCAACCACAGUUGCCUACACUCUAACUGAAGACCAGUCAAAAAAUAGGCCACCCUUCUUCAACGGAAAGAACUAUGCCUACCGAAAAGAGAGGAUGAAGAUCUUCAUCCAAUCCAUUGAUUACAACAUUUGGAAGAAUGUUGUGAGUGGUCCCAAGAUUCCAACAAAAACAAGUACUGAUGGAAUGGUGACUCCAAAAGAAGAAGUUGAGUGGAAUGAAGACGAUAAGAAGACGAUGGAGUUGAAUGCUAAAGCCAUCAACCUUCUUCACUGUGCUAUUAACUUUGAAGAGUAUCGAAAGGAGGCUGGACAUUUCAAACUAAACUGUCCGAAGCUCAAGAAGGAGGACAAAGGGAAGAAAGAAAAGAAGAGAGUGCUCAUGGCAGCUUGGGAGGAUCUCGAGAAUGACUCCAAUGAGGAAGAAGAUUCUGAAGGUGAAGAUAAAAUUUGCUUCAUGGCUGAUAAUUUGGAGAAAUUUGAUCCAAAGGCGUAUGAGUGCUUAUUUAUAGGAUAUUCCACAACUAGUAAAGCUUAUAGAGUUUAUCAUCAAGAUGCUAAGAUUAUUGAGGAAUCCAUACAUGUUACAUUUUAUGAUACUAACUUGGUGCAAAUUGUUUUGGAAGAUUGUAAUGCAGGGAAUCAAGCUCAAAAGGACGAUGAGACUGCACAAAAUCAUGAAAAUGAAAUUUCUGAACAAGCUGAACCAGAAACUGCAGCUGCUGAAAAUUUAAGAGACAAUUCCAUUUUGUCUCAUGAAUCUGAAGGAGAUCCUGAAACCAGCAAUACCCAGAAUCCCUUGGUAAUUGAAUCUGCCUCCAAGUCCACCAGACCUCGUGAAUGGAGAUUCUUGAAGAAUUAUCCUGAGGAAUUUGUCAUUGGGGAUGUCUCUCAUGGGGUUAAAACUCGGUCUUCAACUAGAAAGGCAAAUGAAGGAACAAACAUUACCCUUCUCUCACAAAUGAAGCCUCAAAAUGUCAAGGAAUCCUUUGAUGACCCUUCUUGGGUAAAGGCGAUGGAAGAUGAGCUUCUUGAAUGUGAGAAGAAUCAAGUGUGGAUAUUGGUUCCAAGGCCAAAUGGAAAGAAAGUGACCGGCACCAAGUGGAUAUUUCGGAACAAACUAGGAGAGGAUGUUAGCAUUGCAAGAAACAAAGCAAGAUACUCUUAUCUAAAAGGAGGUGGUUCAGUGAAACAGCAAAAAAAGGGACCCACUCAUUCUGAAAGGGUGUUUCUUGAUGAUGAUGAUGAUGAUGAUGAUGAUGAUGACGACUAUGAACCAGAAGACUCUCCUCCACCUUCUACCAAGGGUACCUCAGCAUCCACUGUUCAUAAAUAUUCUCUAUAUAGGGUUGUUAAGGAUGUAAUGCAGGAAUUUGUUUCUCAAUCAAACCAUAUGAUUGCUAUGAGUAAAGAGCAAAGGAAACUAGUCACCAAAUAUGAGAACUUCCUCAAAAAAUCAAGAGACAGAGUGGUUGUUUUCAUUAAAUUCAUUGCCAAUCUCCAAGAGGAUGACAAUGCUGCCACUGAUCCUGAAGAAGAUGCUGGUUCUGAUGAGAAUGGUUCGGAUGCCAUUAUUGUUGUUUUCUUUUGA